GGGCGCUUUACCUGGCGCCUGGCCCACGCGGGGCUCUCUCUCCCACACACCCAGGCUCUGGUGCCGGCCCACCCCUUGACAUACAGCCACGCCGACAGUGCGGGUCCCUGGUGGGGUCCGCGAGGCACGUGCUUAUAUCCAGCCUAGGGCUUGUCCUUGCUGGCUGGGAGGGUCUUUCUCUUCCUCGGGUACCCGGGCCCUGCCCAGCAGGCGUCUGGAAGCUGAACCCGAGCCCUGCUGGCGCAGACACCUGGGACCCUGAGACUGGGGAUCUGGCUGCUGCGCCAGCCCUGCUAGGGCUGCCUGCAGGUGCUGGCUGUGGCCGCUGUCUCAGCUCUGGACAGGGCCCUGAGUGGGACUUCACACCUUGGCCAUCAGGGUGUGGUGGGCAAAGCCUCAGGCCAGGGCUUCUUUCCUGAAGCCUGCCUCUGAGUGUGAGAUCCUGUGGCUGGUGUAUCUGUGCUGGGGUGCUUCUCUGCCUUGGGGUGCUCGGCCAGAACCACAGCUGUGGGGCUUCCCUCUGGACCUUGACCCUCCAGGCCCCUGUGUGGUUGACAGCUCAGCACUGGUGGUCCUCCUCUCUGGGCGGCUGCUGUCCGUCCUGGACAACCCCCGACCUUGCCACUGUGUGAUGCUGCAGUCGUCUAGGAGGAAGCUGGGUGUAGGGUGUCUCUUGUCCGGCGUCCAGCCGUGUGGAGCCUCCUCGCAUGACCUGUCACCUCUUUCCUUUGUCCCCAGUUGGAAUUUGGGGUUUGGGUGGUGGUAAGUAUGGCCAUGGCAGGGCCACAGAAGGGGCAGUGCACCUCUUCGCUGGAGCACGAGCCAGAGGUGAGAGCCAUCCGGGUGACCUGCACGGGGUCCUGCAGGGUCUCCAACAAGGCCAAUGACGCAGCAUGGGUGGCGGAGGAGGGCUACUUCAACAGCGCUCUGUCUCUAGCUGACAAAGGGAGCCUGCCUGCUGGAGAGCACAGCUUCCCAUUCCAGUUCCUGCUUCCUGCCACAGCUCCCACGUCCUUUGAGGGCCCUUUUGGGAAGAUUGUGCACCAGGUCCGGGCCACCAUUGACACUCCACGUUUCUCCAAGGAUCACCAGUGCAGCUGCGUGUUCUACAUUUUGAGCCCCCUGAACCUGAAUAGCAUCCCAGACAUCGAGCAACCCAAUGUGGCCUCUACCACCAAGAAGUUCUCCUACAAGCUGGUUAAGACGGGCAGCGUGGUCCUUACUGCCAGCACUGACCUCCGAGGCUAUGUGGUGGGACAGGUGCUGCGGCUGCAGGCCGACAUCGAGAACCAGUCUGGCAAGGACACCAGCCCUGUGGUGGCCAGUCUGUUGCAGAAAGUGUCCUAUAAGGCCAAGCGCUGGAUUUACGAUGUGCGGACCAUCGCAGAGGUGGAAGGUGCCAGUGUCAAGGCCUGGAGGCGGGCGCAGUGGCAAGAGCAGAUCCUGGUGCCCGCCCUGCCUCAGUCUGCCCUGCCAGGCUGCAGCCUCAUCCACGUGGACUACUACCUGCAGGUCUCCCUGAAGACUCCAGAAGCCAUUGUGACCCUCCCGGUGUUCAUCGGCAAUAUUGCUGUGAACCAAGCCCCACUGAGCCCCCGGCCAGGCCCAGGGCUGUCUCCUGGGGUCCCACCCCUGGUAGUGCCCUCAGCACCACCCCAGGAGGAGAUGGAGGCUGAGGCCUGCAGCCCCCACUUCUUGGCGAACCCUGUCUCCCUCUCCACCAAGAGCCACUCACAACAGCAGCAGCAGCAGCCGCCUGCCGCCUUAAGCUCUGUGCCUGGUGCCCCUGAACCCCGUCCUCAGGAUGGCAGCCCCGUCCCCCACCCUCUGCCCCCUCCCUUGUGCAUCUCCACAGGUGCCACCGUUCCCUACUUUGCAGAGGGUUCUGGAGGGCCGGUGCCCACCACCAGUACCUUGAUCCUCCCCCCGGAGUACAGCUCGUGGGGCUACCCCUAUGAGGCCCCGCCGUCCUAUGAACAGAGCUGCGGCAGUGCGGACCCCGGCCUGCCCCCCGGGAGCUGACCCGUGCCGCCUUCUCUGGGCGGCCGACCUCUGCCCUGGGACCGGGCUCCCAGGGCCUCGUGCCUUCGCUCCCGGCCUGGCCCAGCCCACUCAGGAUCCGCCGCUGUCCGGCCGCUCCCCGCGGCCUCCGCCUCCGGACCAGCAUCUGCCCCAACUAGUCUCCGCGGCUGCCCUGUACUC
Vicugna pacos (alpaca) is the source of this 2202-nucleotide messenger RNA. NCBI's taxonomy places the organism in Eukaryota, Metazoa, Chordata, Mammalia, Artiodactyla, Camelidae. The record is from RefSeq and is a predicted model, not a curated record.